AUGAUCUCUAAAAAUAAUAUUUUAUUGUUUAUUUUUAUUAAAUUUAUUUUGAAUAAUGAUGUAGUAAGUAAAUCAAUUGAUAAUAUUACUUGUAAAAAUAAUAAUUGUAGUUUAAUUUUAUCAUCUAAUAAUUAUUCAGAAAAACAAAAUUUAAUUAAUAAAAAUAUAAAAGAAAAUAGAUUUUGGUUUGGAGGUUUUUCUUCAUGUAUUGGAGGAUUUAUAACACAUCCUAUUGAAUUAAUAAAAGUUCAUUUACAAACACAACAAACUGUUAAAUUUGGAAUUAUUAGUGCAAUAAAAAAUGUUUACAAAUUAGAUGGUUUAUUAGGAUUUUAUUCAGGAAUAACUGGUAAUUUAUUUAGACAAGCUACAAGUUCAGCUACCCGUUUUACUUUAUAUGAUAUAUUUAAAAGUUAUUAUGGUAAUGGAAAAAAUGUGACAUUUUGGAUGCGAACAUUAUUUGCAAUUGUUUCUGGUGGUAUUGCUGGAUUUUUUGGUACACCAGCAGAUAAAUCAUGUGUUAGAAUGAUGAAUGAUGUUAAACUUCCUAUAAAAGAAAGAAGAAAUUAUAAACAUGUUUUUGAUGCAAUUUAUAAAAUGGUAAAAAAAGAUGGAUUUUUAAGUUUAUUUAAAGGUUGGGAAUUUGUAAUGAUAAGAAGUUCUGUUUUAACAGUUGGUCAAGCAGCAGUUUAUGAUGAAAUAAAAUUAAUACUUUUAGAUACAAAAAUUUUUAAAGAUAAUUUAUUAACAUUUUUUGUUGGAUCAUUUAUUUCUGCUGGUAUUGCAACAAUUAUAACUCAACCUAUUGAUACUAUAAAAAUAAGAAUAAUGAAUUCUGAACCAGAUGUUUUUAAAGGAUACAUAGAUUGUUUUAUAUAUACAAUAAAACUUGGACCAUUAGCUUUAUUUAAAGGAUUAAUUCCAGCUUUUGUAAGAGUUAUACCUUAUACAAUGAUAAUUUUGAUUGUUUCUGAAGAAUUAAGAAUACAUUUUGGUAAAGAUAUACAUUAA
Messenger RNA from Strongyloides ratti, 1011 nucleotides. Its product is annotated as Mitochondrial carrier protein family and Mitochondrial substrate/solute carrier repeat and Mitochondrial carrier domain-containing protein. The transcript has 2 exons. Bases 1 to 1011 code for a protein of 336 amino acids. The record is from RefSeq and is a predicted model, not a curated record. Gene Ontology annotation, biological process: oxaloacetate transport; malate transmembrane transport; phosphate ion transmembrane transport. NCBI's taxonomy places the organism in Eukaryota, Metazoa, Nematoda, Chromadorea, Rhabditida, Strongyloididae. Gene Ontology annotation, molecular function: oxaloacetate transmembrane transporter activity; thiosulfate transmembrane transporter activity; succinate transmembrane transporter activity.